Octopus sinensis (East Asian common octopus) is the source of this 1509-nucleotide messenger RNA. RefSeq names its product actin-5C-like. The coding region runs from base 30 to 1028 and encodes 332 amino acids. Lineage: Eukaryota; Metazoa; Mollusca; Cephalopoda; Octopoda; Octopodidae. The record is from RefSeq and is a predicted model, not a curated record. Gene Ontology annotation, biological process: mitotic cytokinesis. The transcript has a single exon.
UUUUUCUAUUUCUUUUUUGCUAGGGUGUUAUGGUCGGCAUGGGUCAGAAGGACAGUUACGUUGGUGACGAGGCCCAGAGCAAGCGUGGGAUUUUGACAUUGAAGUACCCAAUCGAACAUGGAAUUGUCACUAACUGGGAUGAUAUGGAAAAAAUCUGGCAUCACACAUUCUACAACGAACUCCGUGUGGCCCCUGAAGAACAUCCUGUGCUUUUGACCGAAGCACCGCUCAACCCCAAAGCCAACAGAGAGAAGAUGACCCAGAUUAUGUUUGAAACCUUCAACACACCAGCAAUGUAUGUCGCCAUCCAGGCCGUCCUGUCUCUUUAUGCUUCUGGACGUACAACUGGUAUUGUACUGGAUUCUGGUGAUGGUGUUAGUCACACAGUUCCAAUUUAUGAAGGUUACGCCUUGCCGCACGCCAUUCAACGUCUGAACUUGGCUGGCCGAGAUUUAACCGAUUACCUCAUGAAAAUCUUGACCGAACGUGGUUACAGUUUCACAACAACAGCCGAACGAGAGAUUGUUAGGGACAUCAAAGAAAAGUUAUGUUACGUCGCACUGGACUUCGACCAGGAGAUGAUCACCUCCGAACAAUCUUCAUCCAUCGAAAAAAGCUAUGAACUUCCCGACGGACAAGUCAUCACCAUCAGCAACGAACGUUUCAGGUGUCCCGAGGCCCUCUUCCAGCCCUCACUGCUGGGUAUGGAGUGCUGCGGUAUUGCUGAAACCACAUACAACUCGAUCAUGGGUUGUGACGUCGACAUUCGUAAGGACCUGUACGCAAACACUGUGUUAUCCGGCGGCACCACGAUGUACCCUGGUAUUGCCGAUAGAAUGCAAAAAGAAGUUUCUUCUCUGGCCCCUAAUUCGAUGAAAAUCAAAGUAAUUGCACCACCUGAGAGGAAAUACUCUGUAUGGAUUGGAGGAUCAAUUUUGGCCUCUCUCUCCACAUUCCAGCAAAUGUGGAUCAGCAAACAGGAAUAUGAUGAAUCUGGUCCUGGUAUUGUACACAGGAAAUGUUUUUAAGCAACUGGUAUAGCGAGACGAGAACAGAAGAACUGAGAAGAGAACAGAAGAAAUGAGAAGAGCUGUCGAAACAGCUGUAGGAGAAAAUAGCUGCAACUAAUAUCAACAACAGUAAUAUCUCGAACAAUGCACAAUGCAAUAUGCAGAAACAAUAGCAACAUCAAUUGCAGCAACAGCAACAAGAAUAAUAAUGGAAAAACAGAGACAAUGCUGAACAGAUUGAGAAUGCAAAAACAGCAACAACAAAAAUAACAAUUACAGCAACAUUAAUAUGCGCGGAAACGCUUUAUGAAUAUCAUUAAUAACAGAAUUACCAAAACGAAUUUUAUUAAUUGCAAUUAAAAAAAAAAGUUGUAACAUUAACUCUCUCACACACACAGACACACAGACACGCACACACUCACAGAACUAUGCGUUGAGAAAUGUAAAUGAGAAAUAUUGUACUCAGUGGUCGUAGUAGAGUUUUUAUUUUUAUAGAAAA